Xenopus laevis (African clawed frog) is the source of this 1434-nucleotide messenger RNA. Its product is annotated as E3 ubiquitin-protein ligase TRIM39. The record is from RefSeq and is a predicted model, not a curated record. Bases 1 to 1434 code for a protein of 477 amino acids. Lineage: Eukaryota; Metazoa; Chordata; Amphibia; Anura; Pipidae. The transcript has a single exon.
AUGGCAUCGGAUACCUUACUGGAGGAGUUAAGCUGCUCCGUCUGCACCAGUAUUUUCACAGAUCCUGUAACGUUGAUGUGUGGCCACAGCUUCUGCCAGGACUGUAUCACCAAAACUUGGGACUGGCAGGAAGAAAAUGAGGAGAAAGCGUCAUGCCCUGAGUGCAGACUGGCAUUUAAGAAAAGACCAGAUUUGAAUAAGAAUGUGAAAUUGAGAAACAUAGUGCAGAAACUUGGGUGCAGUCAGUCACAGGAGCAGGCGAGUGGCCCCUUGUGCAAUUACUGUAUUAACUUUGGUGGAGCUGCUGUUAAAUACUGUCUCCAAUGUGAGGCUCUUCUCUGUAACAACCAUGUGGAUGUGCACAGCAAAUCUGAGAAACAUGUCUUAUGUGAGCCCUGCACCUUUCACCAUAAACCCCUGAGCUAUUACUGCAUGGAUGAACUGUAUAGUAUCUGUGAGGGCUGCCGUCAGACUGAAGAACACAGAGACCACCAGGUAUUGCAUCUGAAUGAGGCCUCUGAAAAGAGGAAGGAGAAGCUGAAAACAUUUCUACAGAAACUGACAGCAAAGAAAUACGAGACAGAGGAUAGGAUUCAUUGCCAGGAGGACUUAUUCCAACUUCCAGCCCCUGACAUGGUUCAUCUCCUAAACACAAAGUUGAAGCAGCUCUCCUGCAAAAUCCAUCAUGUUGAGAAGCUCUGCAGAAUGACUGACCCAUUCACUGUCCUACACGGGUGGGAUCCUGACAGGGCUGAUGUGAUUGAUGUUGAACCAGAAUAUAUUAGGGGUUAUGGUUACAAUGAUAUUGAUGCUGUUGGAGACCUGAAUGAAGUGAUGGCUCCAAAAUUAUGCAAAACGCUAUGUGAUAUUGUGACUGAUAUAAAGUCAAUGAAAGAGAGAAAGUUAUAUAGGAAGGAAUAUAUAGACCUACAACUGGAUAUCAAUACAGCUGCUAACAGCUUAAAUAUAUCAGAUGACAGGAAGGCUGUUUAUUCAACGGCCAUAGACCAGGGUCGUCCAGAAUCCCACCAUCGAUUUGCAUCUAGUUAUGUUCUAAGCACCAGGAGUUUCUCCUCAGGGAGACAUUACUGGGAGGUGGAGGGCAGUGAUUCUGGGAUCUGGAUGGUGGGAGUGGCCUACCCUAGUAUAGAGAGGAAACAAUGUGGCACUUGGACAGAAGACGAGAAGUCCUGGUGGUUGUGUAAGAGAGGUGGAAAAUAUUCAGUGAAACACAACGGAAUGGCUAUUGAGUUGCCACAUAAACCUGCCUGUUCCAUACUAGGAAUAUAUAUAGAAUACGAGGGAGGCCGUCUGUCUUUUUUUCAUUUAAGUUAUCCAGUGAGACACAUAUACACCUACACUGCCACCUUCACAGAGUCCCUUCAUGCUAUAUUCAGCAUAGGGUCACAUGGCUGGGUAAGAAUUAAAGGCUAA